AUGCUCACCGUUUUGUCUGAUAUGCUCUUUGGGUCGAGAUCCAUCCCUCCCAGAAUACCCAGCGACGAGAUUGUUCCGUUGCCCGUGUUCGAUGACACUUUGCUCUUCAGAACCUUUGUGCUGCAUUCCAUGUUUGUUUUUGACAAUGUCCUCGAUCCCCAAAAGCUAGGAAAUGCUCUGGAACUCCUGGCGUCCCGGAAUGGGUGGCAGAAGCUUGGUGCUCGUGUCAGGAGGAAUAAUAAAGGAAACCUCGAGUACCACGUGCCCACCAGAGUAUCCAAAGACCGAGAACUCGUAACGAAAAGUUUUGUUAGCCACGACACUACCGUCGAUGAAGACCUGGUCGCCCGUCAUCUGCCCAAACCAAGCACGAGACCCGCCAUCGUCGGCGAUGCAGAUGACUUCAAGUCCCUUUACAUGGGACCUGACUGCCCAAACAAGCUCGAAGACUACCUGUACAGCGACCGGUCAAUAACAGGUCUGCACGUCGUUUCCUUCCACGACGCGACAGUCGUCGUGGUGAACUGGCUGCACGCCGCCUUCGACGCUACUGCCAAGAGGGCCCUGCUGGACGCGUGGAUACUGAUGAUGCAAGGGAGGCAAGACGAGAUCACGAAGCCGUACAGCCACCAUGAAGAUCCCCUCAGCGAGCUUGGGAGGCACGUCUCCGAGCCGCACAAGCUGAGCGACCGCAGGAUGAGUACACUCGGUAUGAUCGGCUGGGGAUUGGGUAACAUCUCGGACCUUUUCCGGAGACAGGAGACGCGUGUUGUAUGCCUGCCGGCCAAUUUCGUCGAGGAGCUCCGCGCCGUCGCUCUCGAAGAGCUCGCCGCCAUUGAAGACGGCGGAAACAAGAAGUUUCUCUCAGAAGGUGAUGUCCUUGUUGCAUGGCUUGCUAGGCUUGCCGUGGUCAAUUUUCCGCCAGACUCGGACCGGACGGUCGCCGUACAGAGUGCCUUCUCCGGGCGCAAGGCUCUUUCAGAAUCACUUCUGCCUCCGGACAAGACGUACUUCUCGAACUGCGCCUUCCUGUUCACCACUUUGCUAUCGGUAACAGAUAUUCGGCGCGGGCCCCUGGGUCACACCGCCCAGAGAGUCCGGUUGGCACUUGAGGAGCAAAAUACCCGCGAACAAGUCGAGGCCCACUGCGCCAUCCUGAGGGAAUCGGGGCCCAACAAAUUGCCGCCCUUCUUCGGAGACAGCUCAAUGCACAUCAUCAGCGUCUCGAAUUGGUCCAAGGCCGAUUUCUUCAGCCUCGACUUCUCGGCCGCGUCCGUGAAGGGCUCUAACCGGCCGGUCAGGCCGAAGUACAUCCACAGCGCCCAAACUCCGUACAGGUUCACCGAGAUGUUUCCAAUCACCGGAAAAGACGCGCAUGGAAAUUACUGGCUCAGUGCCACGAGACUUGCACGGAACUGGGAUGCGGUUGAGGCGGCGUUGAAAAGGGGGGACGUUCUGUUCGAAGGACCGGCCGGGACGGGCCGGUGA
Molecule: messenger RNA, 1488 nt
Organism: Diaporthe citri
Lineage: Eukaryota; Fungi; Ascomycota; Sordariomycetes; Diaporthales; Diaporthaceae
Exons: 4
Coding region: 1-1488 (495 amino acids)
Molecular function (GO): acyltransferase activity, transferring groups other than amino-acyl groups
Source: RefSeq, a predicted model, not a curated record